CCUCGCCGGGGCCCGCCCCAGCCCGGUACCCUGGCGCUGCGGCCGCGGAGCCGCCGGGGCUCGGCCGAGCGCUGCACAUCGCCCGCCUUCCCUUCCUUCCCUUCCUUUCCGGCGGGGCGGGCGCUCGGCGGCAUGGGGCGGCGGCGGCGGCUCUUGGAGGCGGCGGAGCAGCUGGCGGGGGCCUGCCCGGGCCAGGCGCGGUUCCUGCUGUGGAGGCUCCGCAGCUGCCGAGUUGAUGGACAUGGAUUAGAAAGGAUAUGUCCUUACUGCUUCCAGUUCCUGGUUCCUGACAGCUACCGGGUGCGCCUCAAACCAAAGAUGAAAGUGACUCCACAGAUAGAGAAAGUUCUUAAACGAGAGGCAAAGAAUCAUAAACUUAACAUGAAGCAGACAAAGCUUUUGAGAAAGUACAGGGAGUCAAGAAGCAUUCUGCUGGUUACUUGUAAAUCUUGCAACAAAACAACAAGACACUAUGGUAAAAGCAGGGAUUUUCUGGCAACCAAAACACAAAAUUGUGGCACUCCAGGUAUCAAAUCUAGCCUGAAGACACCAGAUGUGAAAAUUCAGUCUGCAAAGAAAAUGACACCUGUAAGCUGCAGUAGGUUGGGAUCUAAAGGGAAAAGUCCCUCAUCACUUUCCAGGACACGUGAAUCUGGACAGGCAACAACCAGCUCUGGUUCCAAGACUCCCCGAAAUUCCAAAUUUCACUUCUCUAAGCUAAAACGGAUGCUUGACCUAGAAGAACAAGAGAAAAGCCAGAAGGCAGAUUUCAAAACCUUCUUGACUUCACUUUAGUUAUAUAUUAUUUCAAAGUAAUAAAGAUUACAGUAAUAAA
Messenger RNA from Prinia subflava (tawny-flanked prinia), 835 nucleotides. It is a transcript of the gene RMP24, whose product is annotated as chromosome 1 C18orf21 homolog. The record is from RefSeq and is a predicted model, not a curated record. Lineage: Eukaryota; Metazoa; Chordata; Aves; Passeriformes; Cisticolidae. The transcript is spliced from 5 exons. The coding region runs from base 133 to 795 and encodes 220 amino acids.